Messenger RNA from Camarhynchus parvulus, 3765 nucleotides. It is a transcript of the gene RNF182, whose product is annotated as ring finger protein 182. The record is from RefSeq and is a predicted model, not a curated record. Bases 498 to 1235 code for a protein of 245 amino acids. The transcript is spliced from 3 exons. Lineage: Eukaryota; Metazoa; Chordata; Aves; Passeriformes; Thraupidae.
GAUAUUCCUGAAUGAACGGCUCGCUCCUCACCCCACACCUCCGCCCGGCUCCCGCCUCCCUCCCGCCACUCGCCGGUGUCUCUUCGAGGCGCAGCCAGUUUCUAUAGCGACGGCGCUGAGCCGCGGCUCUUCCGAGUAGUAACAAAGCCGGCCGCCCGCUGCCGCGCCGGGGCUGCGGGGGGAAGCGGCUGCCGCUGCCGAGGACGCCCGACAGUUUUUGCCCAUGUGGAGAAGAAAAGGCAUUUCUUGUGUUCUGCGCAAGUGAACCUUUCCAAGGAGUUCUUUUUCAUGGAAAAUGGACACCUGGCUCAGAGUAAAGGACAUGCAGUGCACAGUCCCUAGCAGAAGCUGAAAAUGGAUGAUGUCUACUGAUGCUUUUCAAUGAUGUCAUCUCCUCUUUUUCUGUUUGAGAUGGGUGAUAGGAAAAUGUUCUAAGACUGAGUGACCUCUUCAUCCCUUGACUUCUCUUUCCACAAGCCUGAAAACCAUCUGAAGAAAUGACCACCCAGCUACCAGAGGAGUCUAUGGAGACCCAGAGCUCAGAUGAGCUCGAGUGCAAGAUCUGCUACAACCGCUAUAACCUUCGGCAGAGAAAGCCAAAAGUGCUGGAGUGCUGUCACAGAGUGUGUGCCAAAUGCCUUUGCAAGAUCAUAGACUUUGGGGAUUCCCCACAAGGAGUCAUAGUGUGCCCAUUCUGCAGGUUUGAAACGUGCCUGCCGGACGAUGAGGUCAGUAGUCUUCCUGAUGACAACAACAUCCUUCUGAAUUUAGCUUGUGGGGGAAAGGGAAAGAAGUGCCUACCAGACAACCCAACAGAACUGCUGUUGACUCCCAAAAGGCUGGCAUCUCUGGUUAGCCCUUCUCACACCUCUUCUAAUUGCCUGGUUAUAACAAUCAUGGAAGUACAAAGAGAAAGUCCCCAGACUCUGAACUCAACCCCCGUGGUGGAAUUUUACAGGCCUACAAGUUUUGACUCUGUUGCAACUGUGUCCCACAACUGGACAGUGUGGAACUGCACAUCUUUGCUCUUCCAGACCUCGAUUCGGGUGCUAGUGUGGUUGCUAGGGCUGCUGUACUUUAGCUCCUUGCCUUUAGGGAUUUAUUUACUGGUAUCCAAGAAAGUCACCCUUGGGGUUGUCUUUGUAAGCCUUGUUCCUUCGAGCCUUGUUAUUCUCAUGAUUUAUGGCUUUUGCCAGUGUGUUUGCCAUGAAGUUCUAGACUGCAUGUCAUCUUGAUAACAAAUACAGUAAAAAAAGGUGUAUUACCAGAUGUGUAGCAUAGUUGAUUUCUCCUGGUUUUGUAUUCUUUGUAUUCUUAUUUAUUCUUAUUGUCCAUCCCACUAAAUGGAAGCAGUUACAUGGUCCCUUUUUUUCCAACUGAAUUUGACACCCCUCACCCCAAGCAUUUUUUGAGCUAAGAACUGGAAAUAAAAAUUGCAUGUUGAUUUUGAAGGGCUGAAUUUUAGAAAGGGAUAAAGCCAAAUCACCAAACUUGGUGCCUGCUGCUGCUGCCACUGUUUAAAUGAGUAGGACUUUGCUUUGUAUUGGACUGAUCAAGUCAGUUCAUGCUAUAGGAUUCAUCCAGGAAGAAAUUACUGUAGCAGACACCUUCCAGAUGCAAGUACUGCAUCUCUUAACCCAAAGCAUCUCAUGCUCUGAAAUACCUGUUAUUUAUAAUCCAUCAUCAUUUAUAGCAAAUUAAAUCACUCUAUUAGUUAAUAGUCUGAAGAAGAAUAAAACAAACUACCAAUUUUUUAGUUCUUGCUACAGCAAAAAUACUUGUGGGAGGCCAAUUUUUUUUUUUUAAUGUUAAAAACUUGUCUCCAGAACACUUUCCCCAAAGAGAAGCCCAUUUUUCCUUGUCAUACAGUUUCAGCUCACUGUGAAAUAUUCCUGCUAACGAGUACUUCUGGGGACCCAGCCAUGUGCUUGAUGUUCUCCAGGUGCGCUUAUUUUAGUGUACACACCUUAGGCUUCCCUUUGAGGGUUCAGAGCUCUGCAAAUUUCUCUAGCUGUGUUCUGUUAUGCUUACCCCACCUCCCAGCAUUUCCACCACCACAUUUCCAAGCCACCAGUCCUUCCUAAUGGACGACCAACCUCAUGCACACGUACUCUGUGGUAGCUGUGCUGGAGAAUUUGGCUUAUGUGACUUUAGCUCUCAAGAUAGACUUUUAUUCCCAACCAUUAGGAAACAGAUCUUCAAUCACUAAUACAAAUUUAAGGGAAAAAAUCUGAAAUGGUUAACUGGGGUUUUAUUUGUUGGUUUUUUUUUUUUGGGUUUGUCGGUUUGUUUGUUUGUUUUUGUUCUGAGUUCACAGAAUGAGCACUGUAAGGAGAUAAUGUGCCUUUGGGAAGAUUUUUGUUUAAGGCAUAGUCCUUCAAAAUGUUUUAAUACUCUGAACUCCCCCUGUCACCACUGUGAGUUGAUGGCAAUCUAUAUGUGGUAAUUAGCAUGUCUCCAUUAGUGGAGCUCAGAGGAAUUAAUGAUACUUUACCAUUCCACAAAUAGAACCAGGCCCUGUAAGGCUUGCUUGUAUUUUGCAUGGUUUAGGCUAUUUUUUGAACUACUGGAAGAACACAAAAAUAAGUAAUAUUUAAUGUUUAUGUAUAUAACUAGGUCUAGCAACACCGCAGCUGCAAACUGGUUUUCUUGUGCACAGCAGAGUGGAGUUGAGCAGUGCAAGCCUGGUUUUUGGGUUUGGCACAAGACUUAGUCAUUUCAGGGCAGUGUAAAAGGGAGAGGGGUUUGUUGCAUGAAAAUUGAAUGUAUGGCCUAACAAUAUACUCUUAGAGCAAACAGACUUUGGUAAGAAUGAAAAAAUGACAGUGGGAAAAGCAGAGCCUGUCAAGAGGAUUUGAAGUUAAACUGGUUCAAUUUUUGUAGAUGGCACAGGUGGUAUCUGCAGUUUUAUUCCUAUUGCAGACAGAGAAAAUGUGGAAAUGUAAAGGUCCUGCUUUUCUUGACCCUCAUUUUCUAAUAGUGCAUAUAUAUGUGUGUGUAUGUACAUAUAGACACAUAUGUGAGAAGAAAACUUACAGCCAAAUCAUAGUUUUCCAGUGUAUGGAGUUAUGGAGCUAUGUAUUGAAUGAUUAAAGGAAAUGUUUCAGACUUUUCUGUAAUGACAAUAAUUAUACCUAAAAUAUUUUCAGAAUUCCUAGAAAAUGCUGUUCCUAAGUAGUUGUUUUUAAUGUUUGUGGUAAAGCACAUGUAGUUAGAAGAGGAAUCGUCUCCAGUCAAGGUUUGACUCAUCUAUGAACUCAUAAAUUUUAAGUAUCAAACAACAAUCAUGUCAAAAAGAAAGAAAAAUAGAAACCUAUGUGGUUUUAUAGAACUUCAUGACUUUUGGAAAGAUGUAUUUGUAGUGUUAGGGGUUUAUAUGUUUUAGGAUUUGUUCAAUUUGUCUGAAUAUAGUGUCUCUAAUAAAGGGCUAACAGAGGAUAUAGGUUUUGCAAAUGUGUGAUAUAUAUGAAUUACUUCUGUACAACAUGCUCUACAGUGCUACCUGUUGUUUUUUCCUUUUGAUUUUCAGCUGAUUAUCUUAGCUCCAGCAGCAGAUAUUUUGUAGUCUGUUUUAAAACAGAGCCUAAUUGUAGCAAAAUUACAGUGGUAUCAGUUACACAUCACAGCACAAAUUAAUACACCUGUUGUUAUACUUCUCUACUUUUCAGACUGCCAGCCCAUUAAAUUUAUGCUGUUAUUGCAGGCUGUGCUGCAUUUCUCACCCACUCAAAGAUGCAAGUGUGCAAAAGCAUAUUGAUUGUACAG